This is a messenger RNA of Falco peregrinus (peregrine falcon), 4602 nucleotides long. RefSeq lists its product as uncharacterized. The record is from RefSeq and is a predicted model, not a curated record. Lineage: Eukaryota; Metazoa; Chordata; Aves; Falconiformes; Falconidae. Gene Ontology annotation, molecular function: nucleic acid binding; RNA-DNA hybrid ribonuclease activity; zinc ion binding. Gene Ontology annotation, biological process: DNA integration; proteolysis; virion assembly. The transcript has a single exon.
AUGGAAAGUAUCCGGACGGAGAAGUCUGUGGAUGAGGGGGGCGAGGACUGUAAGAAUUCAAAAGGGUUUACCCCGAUUACUGCACGUACAAGGAGUAAGGCAGGAAUAAGUAACCAGUCGGGACCGGUGAUGCAAGCCCCUCUGCGACAAGCUGUGGGGACUAAUGGACCGGUUAGAAUUAAAAUUCCUUUUACCACUAGUGAAUUAGAUUCGUGGAAGGAAGCUGUAAAAGGUUAUAGGGAUGACCCGGAGGAGGUGGCUAACAGGUUCGAAUUAAUUAUGAAAAAUUUAGAUCCGGAUUGGAAAGACAUAGAAAUAAUGUUAGCAGCUCUGCCGGAAACAGAGAAGCAAUUGGUAAUAAAAACAGCCCGGACGCAUGUGCAAGUGCAAAUAGCUUCAGGGGUUCUGCCCGGAACUGUGGAAGUACAUGUCCCGAGAGCAGACCCCGAUUGGGACUAUAAUGAUGGUAACGAUUAUAGAUUACUAAAAAGGUAUCAGGAAUGGAUAAGAAUUGCCCUGGAAAAUGCUAUUCCCAAAUCUGUAAAUUGGUCCAGGUUGUACACUAUAAAACAAGGACCGUCUGAAACCCCCACAGAAUUUUUGGAACGUUUAAGAACAGCUAUGCAAAAAUUUACAACGAUAGAUCCGUCCUCAGAAGGGGGUAAAUUACAAUUGAUUUCAUUGUUUCUGGGACAAUCAACAGAAGACAUAAGGAAAAAACUCCAAAAAUUACAAGGGGCAGACAUGAGAGACUUAGAAAAACUGGUAGAGGAAGCAUGGAGAGUGUUUAGAAACCGGGAAGGGGAGGAAAGACAGAAACUGGGACAGACUAUUGCAGCAGCAACAGUAGCUGCAUUAAAUAAUCAGGGACCAACUUUUCGAGUUAAAAAUAGGGGAGAUGGGAAACGAAUAAGGACCCAGCAACCACCUCUAAGAUCAGAUCAGUGUGCCUAUUGUAAAGAGGUAGGCCAUUGGAAAGGGGAGUGUCCAAAGCGAGGGGGAGCUCGAAACAUGAUAGCAAAUGUUUCAUCGGAUCAAUGAAGUCGACCAGGAGAAUCUACCCUAGCAGAUCCUCUGGUUAAAAUAGAGCUAGGGAACUCGGGACAAGAAAUGGAAUUUUUAAUAGACACAGGUGCUUCCUAUUCGGUGUUAAAUCAAAAGCUAAUGCCAGAAGAUAAAGACUUUGUGACUGUAGUGGGGGCUACGGGCCAACAACAAAAAGCCUUUUUCCUAAAACCGCUAAAGUAUAAAUUAGGGAAACAGGUGGGAAUACAUAAGUUCUUGUACUUACCGGGGUCACCAAAAUCACUAUUGGGUCGGGAUUUAUUAGAACAAUUAGAAGCAGAAAUAGUUUUUGAGAAAGGAAAAAUGAGGCUAAGAAUAAGGGAAGAACAGUUAAUAAAUGUACUAAGCUUAGCAUUGAUACAAACUAAUCUUAGAAGUGAAGUGCCUCCGGAAAUUGCAGAUCAAGUGUACCCAGGAGUUUGGGCUACCGAAAUUCCUGGAAAAGCCAAGAAUGUGACUCCAAUAACUGUAAGGUUGAAAUUAGGGAAAGAGCCUGUGAAGGUUAAACAAUAUCCUCUAAGGAUAGAGGAUAGGAGGGGAAUUAAAGAAAUAAUUGACAGAUUUUUACAAUAUGGGCUACUAAUUGAGUGUGAAUCAGAAUAUAACACGCCCAUAUUACCAAUCAAAAAGGCAGAUGGAAAGAGUUAUAGGCUAGUUCAGGAUUUAAGGGCCAUAAAUAAAAUCACUGAGGAUAUACAUCCAGUAGUGGCCAAUCCGUACACUCUAUUGACUAAACUAAAAAGCAGUCAAGUUUGGUUUACUGUACUGGAUUUGAAGGACGCCUUUUUCUGUCUGGCCCUAGCCAAGGAAAGUCAGAAGUUAUUUGCCUUUGAAUGGGAAAACCCUGAUUCGGGGAGAAAAACGCAGCUUACCUGGACAGUUUUACCCCAGGGAUUUAAAAAUAGCCCGACUAUCUUUGGGAAUCAAUUAGCUAAGGAGCUUGAGUCCUGGUCGACCCCAGACUCUGAAGGAACCUUAUUACAAUACGUAGACGAUCUCUUAAUAGCUACUGAGACAAGAGAGGGCUGUGUCCAAUGGACGAUAAGCCUGCUUAAUUUUCUGGGACUAAAUGGAUAUCGAGUUUCUCAACAGAAAGCCCAACUGGUUCAGCAACGAGUGAUUUAUCUGGGAUUCGAGGUCUCGGGAGGACAACGAGAGCUGGGAACAGAACGUAAAGAAACCAUUUGUCGGACACCGGAACCGCGAACGGUAAAGGAACUGCGGACUUUUCUGGGAAUGACAGGUUGGUGUCGUCUUUGGAUCUAUAAUUAUGGACUGAUAGUGAAGCCUCUGUAUGAGAUGGUUAAGAAGGAUCAAUCCAAAUUGGUUUGGACUGGAGAAGCACAGAAGGCUUUUAGGCAGUUAAAGCAGGAAUUAAUGAAAGCUCCAGCCUUGGGGUUACCGGAUCUUUCGAAACCUUUUUUCCUGUUUUCCUAUGAAAGACAAGGGAUAGCCUUAGGAGUACUAGCACAGAAAUUGGGUCCCUAUAAGCGGGCAGUAGCUUACUUCUCCAAACAAUUAGAUGAAGUAAGCAAAGGAUGGCCUGGAUGUCUACGGGCUGUUGCUGCAGUAGUUAUUAACAUACAGGAGGCCCGAAAGUUUACGAUGGGACAGAAGAUGACAGUGCUAGUCUCCCAUACAGUCUCAGCAGUUUUGGAACAGAAAGGAAACCACUGGCUUUCACCGCAGAGAUUCUUAAAGUACCAGGCAAUAUUAGUGGAACAAGAUGACGUGGAGAUUGUUGUCACUAAUGUUGUGAAUCCAGCUUCUUUUCUCAGCGGAACUCUGGAUGAACCGGUGGUCCAUGACUGUAUAGAGACAAUGGAAACUGUGUAUUCGAGCCGACCAGAUCUUAAAGAAGAACCUUUAGAGGAUGCCGACGAAUCUUGGUACACUGAUGGAAGCAGCUUCGUGAAGCAAGGACAACGUAAAGCAGGGUAUGCCGUUACCACCACCAAACAGGUAAUUGAGUCUAAACCGUUGCCCCCUGGGACGUCUGCCCAGAAAGCAGAGAUAAUUGCUCUGACACGAGCAUUAGAGCUAGCGGCGGGAAAGAAGAUAAAUAUUUGGACAGAUUCCAAAUAUGCAUUCGGUGUGGUGCAUGCUCAUGGAGCAAUCUGGAAGGAACGAGGACUGUUAACUGCUCAAGGAAGACAGAUAAAGCAUGCAGAAGAAAUUUUACAAUUAUUAGAAGCUGUGAAGCAACCAGAAAAAGUGGCUAUUAUGCAUUGUCGGGGACACCAGAGAGGGAAUGCUGAAUUUGAAAUAGGAAACCGAUUAGCAGACCAAGAGGCCAAACGAGUGGCUGACUCAGCUGACAUAAAAGCGUUGUCCUUAAUACCAGACAGUAAAAUCCAAACUAUAGAUGUAAGUCAAAAGCCGAGUUAUACGAAGGAAGAUUUAAAAUUAAUUGAGGAUCUGAAAGGUAAAAAAGGGGUAAAUGGAUGGGUAUAUCUGAAAGACAACCGUGUAAUAAUACCCUCCAACCUAAUUUGGUCUAUAGUUUUUACAGAACACAAUAGGACGCACUGGGGUGCUGAUACUCUAUAUCAGAGUUUGAGUCGGAUAAUGGUAGGGCGAAAUUUGUAUACUACCGUAAAACAGGUAACUCAACAAUGCAGCGUUUGUCUACACAAUAACCCCAAUACUCAAAAUAAAGUGAGGUUUGGGAUAAUUGGUAAAGGAAACUAUCCCGGAGAACAAUGGCAAAUUGAUUUCUCAGAACUUCCUAGAAAAGGGGGGUAUCGGUAUUUAUUAGUAUUAACUGAUACCUUCUCAGGAUGGCCCGAGGCCUUUCCCUGUCGAACGAAUAAAGCAAGAGAGGUGGUUAAGGUUCUGACAAACGAGAUAAUCCCGCGUUUUGGGAUCCCAGCCGCAAUGUCUUCUGACAGGGGUUCUCAUUUCUGUGCACAAAUAGUACGGCAAAUAAGCAGAAUUCUCAGGAUAGACUGGCAAUUACAUACUCCUUAUAGGCCACAGGCAAGUGGACAGGUAGAAAAAAUGAAUCAUUUAAUUAAACAACAAAUAGCUAAAAUAGGACAAGAAGCUAAUCUGACAUGGCCACAAUCUCUCCCGUUAGCAUUAUUAAGAAUCAGAGUUAAACCAAGAGUGAGAGAAAAUUUAAGCCCCUUUGAGAUUUUGUAUGGAAGGCCUUAUCAAUUUUUGUUUAGCGGAGAAAACUUAACACAGCUAGGAUCAGAAUACUUAUAUAAUUAUGUAUCUGAACUACAGAAACAACUGAGUAAGGUACAAAAGCACGUUCUAGGAACCAGGGCCAGAGGAUUAGAUCAACCAGUUCAUUCUUUCAAACCAGGUGACUAUGUAUAUAUAAAGACUUUUUCAGGGCAACCUUUGGAGGAAAAAUGGAGUGGACCGCAUCAAGUACUGUUGACAACUCAUACUGCUAUCAAGAUUAAGGAACAAGUCGCUUGGAUCCACUACUCGAGAGUAAAAAAAGCUCCAGGUUCACGAUGGGAAGCUACGCAAAUGGAACCCCUAAAGUUACGGUUGUGUCGAAAGGAUGGACAAUAAUUACCU